Molecule: messenger RNA, 2787 nt
Organism: Verticillium dahliae VdLs.17
Lineage: Eukaryota; Fungi; Ascomycota; Sordariomycetes; Glomerellales; Plectosphaerellaceae
Exons: 2
Coding region: 1-2787 (928 amino acids)
Source: RefSeq, a predicted model, not a curated record
AUGGAGGCGUUGGCAGCCUUGUCACUCGUUUGCAACGUUCUGCAGCUUCUUGACGUAGCUAUCCGCGCUCUCAAAGCUUGCAAAGAGCUGCAUGAAUCUGGAGAGGGCCGACUCCGAGAACACAGCGACGCGGAGAAAAGUGUCAAUGACCUUGUCGCGGCAUUGGAAGAGUUCGAUGCUACCUGCCCUGAUCAAAGUCAACAGAUUGACGUGCAGAUUCGACGCGCCAUCCAAGAUUGCAACAAGACGAGCCUGGAAAUUUUGGAAACUCUGAAACCCUGCCAGGUCAGAGGCCAGAAAGGUUUCUGGUCCUCUUUCCUUGCCAUGGGGAACGUCGUUAGUCUACGUAAGGAAAUUCAGACACGGCUGGCCGCCCUGGAAUCCCAUAAAAAGAAGCUGUCAGGGCUUUUAGAGCUGAGUACAAAGUACAUCCGUCAGUUUGCCUCGCCAGUAAUCCAAAGGCUAAUUAGCGGUCUCGAAUCUAGCUUCAAGGUCAAUCAAAUUCUACUCUGCCUUUCAAGGUUACAAGACAACUCGAACUCAAAUGCGAGGGACCUGAAACAUAUCACGGAGCAGUUGCAAAUACUUCUGAUGUCAUCCGCCUCUCAUGGACUGACAAGAAGGAACGAGACUUUCCAAGCUGUACAACAGGAGUUCCCUCGCCUCCUUGAGCACAUAUACCAGCAAGGGGUUCUCGAGAGACUGCGACGGCGAGGCGCGACGAGAGGUUCUCGCCUUGAUGCCAUUGCGCCAGCAACGAAAUAUACUCUGGACUGGGUCUUCGCUUCGUCUGCAACAGAUCGCCCGGGAACUCGUCAAAAGUAUCACGCGACAUUCGUCAGCUGGCUUCGCGAGGGUAGCGGAUUCUACCACUUUCAGGGCAAACCUGGGUCCGGAAAAUCAACGCUGAUGAAGUCCGUUAUCUACAACGCUGACACAAAGAGCCACUUGAGCUACUGGGCCGGCGACAAGCCUCUUUGUCUUGCCUCUUUCUUCUUCUGGAAGCCAGGGUCAAUGCUGCAAAAGACCACCAGAGGCCUUGUGAUGAGUCUUGUGUACGAUAUCAUCAAGAGCUUCCCUCAUCUUGCGGCAGUAGCCUUCCCUGAACAUUGGGACCCAGAAAGCCAUCAUCUCAGCUGGCUUUCGAAUACAACGAUCCACGUACCCAUCGGAAAUGAUGCCAUUGUGGAAGGCUUCCAGAGACUCAUCAAGCAUCAAGGGCCCGGACAUCCUAAGUUUUGUUUCUUCAUUGACGGCCUCGACGAAUUCGAAAAUGAUAGCGAGGAUAUGGCCCUCGGGCAGCUAGCAACUCUGCUUCAAGAGUGGGUCGACGUCUCACAGGGACACGUCAAGAUCUGUGUGGCCAGUCGAGAACAUUUCCCAGACAUGGCAGGCGAAAGUCAUCGGAUCAAGCUCCAAGACUUCACAUACCAAGAUAUCGAGGAACAUGUUACGAGCAGCCUGGUUAAGAACAAGCGAUUCGUCAAGCUUCAGUCCGUUGAAGGCAAGAGUUGCCGCGAAUUGAUCGACCGAGUUACACGCCACGCUGAGGGAACCAGGAAACGCCUGACCAAAAUGUUUAAAUUGCCGGGAUGCAAUCUCUGGACUGAAAUUUUUAUCCUGAUGGGCCAUGAACGAGAAACAGGAAGCAGCCCUUUUCGAACGAAGGCGUUCGAAAACAUAGAUUCCUGUUCAGCUGCCCUCGGCCACUUGUUCAAGCCAGAACGCGAAUGGUUCGAGGCAUUGGUGAACCAAAAUGAAUAUGUCGUCGACAGAGGACAGGUUUCUCUCACUCGGUUUAUUAUGAUAUCAUCGCCUUUUGGAAUAGCCGUGGCUCUUGGCAAGGUGGGAUAUGUCAAAUGGAGACUCGGUAAACAGUGUCCAUCUUCGCAAAUACCCAUCUUCGAAUUGAACGAAGCCUUGUUGAUAAAAAUAUUGACCAUCUUCAGCUGGGAUUCCCUGGAUAUCGUACCACAUUGGUUGGCGCGAGGUCAAAGUUCAAAAGAGGACAGAUUGCGCGCAACAGCUGAGGUUCUGAAAUGGGGUGCCUCUCCGUCACUGCGGUCACACAUACGACUCGACUCCGGAUUCUGGGACAUCGCGAAUGGCACCGUGCAGUAUCUUUGGCAUUUCCUAAUCGUCAGAACGUUACAUGACUGCCUUUUCGACGUCAGCACGGAAGAGGCCUGGGAUACACUCGAACUAUUCUUCAAGCACGGUAUUGCUACGGCUGCUCUCGACUUGAUCAUCAACAUUGAAGGCUCAUCUUUUGGCGACUUGACUGGUGCCACAUGGAUACACCACAAAGCUUCACUGAUCAUCUCAUGCAUAGACAGCGAGGGCCUGGUGGUUUUGAAACGAUUGAAAUUGUCUCCAUUCCGGCAGAAGACGGACAUGAAGAUUUCGAAAGAGAUCCACCGCAAAAGCGAACAAGACUUGCAAUUAAGACUUCCACGCCACGAAGACGGCACAGUUCGCACCGGGAUUCAAGGCUGGAAGUUGCGCGACUUCAUAGCUCACGCCCAACCCCACAAUAUGCAUGCUCUCCUUGCCUACCUGGACAACGCCGAAGAUGAGCGGUGGGAAGGAAUCUAUGCGGAGCGCGAAAAAGCAUGCGUCAAGAUAGAAACGUUGAAAGAAAGUGGCAUGUCGAUGAUUGGGAUGCUGAGGGAAAAUAUUGUCGGCUUCUUUGACGAAGACUUGUCCUGGCCGGGCAUCACCUUCGUGCCAAUGUUGUUGCUUUGGGUCGCGGUCUUUCUUCACGAGUUGGUCCAGGAAGGCUUCUAA